Molecule: messenger RNA, 2600 nt
Organism: Oryzias latipes (Japanese medaka)
Lineage: Eukaryota; Metazoa; Chordata; Actinopteri; Beloniformes; Adrianichthyidae
Gene: ar
Product: androgen receptor
Biological process (GO): regulation of DNA-templated transcription; androgen receptor signaling pathway
Cellular component (GO): nucleus
Molecular function (GO): sequence-specific DNA binding; steroid binding; nuclear receptor activity
Source: RefSeq, marked provisional
GAAGCAGCGAACUUACGCGCCUCCAACUCUAAACAUCGUGGUUUAGGAGGAGUUUGCGGCUCUUGCAGCUCCUCUCAGACCUUCACCAAAGCGUUCCCAUCUACGUGAGAGCGGCAGAGCAACAAGCAAGGGGACCUGCGGACACUUUUUCAGCGUGCAAAGUCCAGUGUCACUUUCUGGGAGAUGAGCCAAACCAGCCGCCAGUUAUCCUGCAGCAGAAACUGCUCACAGGGGACGAGGGGGAAGGCAGGCGAAGCGGCGGGCGCUCUCACCAUGGCGCGGAAAAGCGAAGAAAGUGGAGGAUUUUUCACCAAAACGCGCGCAGGAGGCAGACUCGGAGACUCGGAGAGCGGCGGCUACGGAUCCGAGCGCGGAAACCCGCAAGUCCGUGACAUGGAGACGCACUGCUGUCAGGCGGCUGCAGCUCCCAAGGAGAAGUUGCUGAGCGCUGACUGCCGCGUGGGGGACAGUCGCGCGUUCUCCGCCUGCGCCACCAUCUCAGAGACAGCCAGGGAGCUGUGUAAAGCCGUGUCCGUGUCUCUGGGUCUCACCGUGGAGUCCAGUGAGACCAGCAGCGUGGAUGCUCAUGCUGCGCUCCCCCCGUGUGCGCCAAGCGACCAAAUGAGCGCGGAGUGUUUUUACGGCGUCGACUGUCCCGGAGCGCCAGUGGCCGAGUACAGGUGUCCUGACCGAGCACCCCACGAGCACAAAUACCAGCUGAAAAUGUUCAGGAGUUCUGAGACUCCUUCACCUUACCACCACCCCAGCUCCACGCGGACAUCCGCGCAAAACUUCCCACCUUGCGAGGUUGAUGACAUAACCAGCGCUGCCCACUGCCCCGGCUAUGUCCCCCCCGCGUCAUCGUCCGACCACCUGGCUCACUUCGGACACACGGCUGCAGGCAGGCCGUAUGGGGGGUUUGAGCCCCCCGAAGGAGCGGGGGACGUCGGGGAUGGCGCGGAGGAGAAGUCCGACGGGUAUGCGCCAGAGCAGUACGGCGUCAGAGUCAAAUGCGAGGGCAGCGAGAGCACAGGAGCGCCGUGGGCAAGUAAUUACACCUUCAACAAGAGGUACAACACGCAGUUCUGGGGGUCGAGGCACUGCGUGAACUCCCAGGACGCUGGGGCGAACCCCGCGUUCAUCUCUAACCCCUAUGAGGGCAGCGUCGUGCGUCCGGAACAGUGGUAUCCUGGCGGGAUGCCCAGGACACCCUAUCCCAACUCCAACUACAUGAAAAGUGAGGUCGGUGAGUGGCUGGACGUUUCCUACAGCGACGCCGGCAGGUUCGAGGCUGGCAGAGAGCACAUGUUUCCCAUGGAGUUCUUCUUCCCCCCUCAAAGGACGUGUCUGAUCUGUUCAGAUGAGGCGUCUGGCUGCCAUUACGGCGCCCUAACUUGUGGAAGUUGCAAGGUCUUCUUCAAAAGAGCCGCUGAAGGCAAACAAAAAUACCUGUGUGCGAGCAAGAACGACUGCACGAUCGACAAGCUCAGGAGGAAGAACUGCCCCUCCUGUCGACUAAAGAAGUGUUUCGAAGCUGGAAUGACUCUCGGAGCACGCAAACUAAAGAAGAUUGGACAGCAGAAAACCUCAGAAGAUGAUCUUCCUGUGCAAGAACCCGCAGAACUCCCCCACCACACUUCUCCUCAAUCAGGUCCCAACUUCAACUCCCAGCUGGUCUUCCUCAACAUUUUGGAGUCCAUUGAGCCAGAAGUGGUGAACGCGGGACAUGACUGUGGUCAGCCAGACUCCGCUGCCAGCUUGUUGACCAGCCUCAAUGAGCUGGGGGAGAGGCAGCUGGUCAAAGUGGUCAAAUGGGCAAAAGGACUGCCAGGUUUCAGAAAUCUCCAUGUGGAUGACCAGAUGACCGUAAUCCAGCAGUCGUGGAUGACUGUGAUGGUGUUCGCUUUAGGAUGGAGGUCAUACAAGAACGUCAACGGCAGAAUGCUGUAUUUCGCUCCAGACCUUGUUUUCAACGAACAUCGGAUGCAUAUUUCUACAAUGUAUGAGCACUGCAUACGGAUGAGACAUCUGUCACAGGAGUUUUCGCUGCUGCAGAUCACCCAGGAGGAGUUCCUGUGCAUGAAGGCCUUGCUGCUCUUCAGUAUUGUUCCUGUUGAGGGCCUGAAAAGUCAGAAGUACUUUGAUGAGCUGCGCCUCACCUACAUCAAUGAACUCAAUCGUCUCAUUAACUGCCAAAUGGCCACUAAUUGUCCUCAGAGGUUCUACCAGCUGACCCGACUCCUAGACUCUCUUCAAAUGAUCGUAAAAAAGCUCCAUCAGUUUACGUUUGACCUUUUCAUCCAGGCUCAGUCUCUCCACACCAAGGUCAGCUUUCCGGAGAUGAUUGGAGAAAUCAUCUCAGUCCAUGUUCCAAAGAUCCUGGCAGGGUUGGCAAAGCCAAUUUUGUUUCACAAGUAGAUCUUUUUUUUCUCCCUCAAAGAGGUUUUUUUUUUCUGCAUCCACAAAUUUCAACCAAGGCUGUGAACUGUUUCCACACAAAUUCAGUUUGACUGCUUUUAGCUCUGUCCUGUAUGCACAGUAUUAUGGCUCUCGUUUUUUUGUUAUACCCUUUUAGUCAUAAUUACAGUUUGGUAUUCAUG